UAUUUUCGUUGAUUGCGUCUUUGCUAAACAUCUGGUUGAAUAACAUACUGACAGAAGAAAUUUUGAAUGUUGUGUGUAGCUUCCCUUGCAUCUCAAAGACUUUUAUACAUGUUCCAUGUACUCUCCCGGGGUUUUCGGAAUGGCUACCACAGCUCGGUUCUGUGUACAAUAAUGAUGGAUAUGGUGAUGGUGGUCUAGCAUUUAAGCAUUAUGGUUUCUAACUUCCAAUGGAUGGAUUCCUGACCUUCGAAUUGAAAGCUAAAGCUACUUUGUGUAACGAAUGAGCUUAACCAACUUUUCUCUGGAUUAUGGAGGAUGUGGCUCUCAAUAUUCUGAUGAAGGGAAAUUGUAAGUUAUAUUACGUGGCAGGCAGUGGGGUUGGAAGAAUUAGGCUAUAAAGUUGGCAAUCAGAGAACAUUUUAUUGUGCAUGCAAUACAUUUAUGGAGGUUUCACCAUCACAUUUGGUCCGAAAGCAUAGUCAGCAGACAAACAUGCGCAAACUGUCUUCUAAUGGAUCCCAGAAAGAUCUGUGUUUUGCUACGCGGGAUGGUUCAUUAUCUGAAGUAGAUUCAGCUUUGGCGUUACUGAAAAAGAAUGGGGGCAAUAUCAAUUCAAGGAAUAUUUUUGGCCUCACUCCUCUUCACAUUGCGACAUGGAGAAACCACAUUCCUAUUGUGAGGAGGCUAAUUGCAGCUGGUGCUGAUCCUGAUGCAAGGGAUGGGGAAUCAGGAUGGAGUAGCCUACAUAGGGCUCUCCAUUUUGGCCAUCUUGCUGUGGCAAGUGUUCUCCUUCAAUCUGGUGCUUCCCUUACAUUGGAGGACUCCAAAUGUCGAACCCCUGUUGAUCUCCUCUCUGGGCCUGUGAUGCAGGCUGUUGGAAAUGGUCAUGAUGCAGCUGUUACAGAGGUCUUUAGCUGGGGAAGUGGUGCUAACUAUCAACUGGGAACUGGGAAUGCACACAUUCAGAAGUUACCAUGCAAAGUUGAUUCACUUCAAGGCUCUUCUAUUAAGUUGAUAUCUGCGGCAAAGUUCCAUAGUGUAGCGGUUGGCACUCGUGGAGAAGUUUACACUUGGGGAUUUGGAAGGGGAGGUCGGCUUGGACACCCUGACUUCGAUAUCCACAGUGGCCAAGCUGCAGUUAUUACUCCCCGACAGGUUACUUUUGGUCUAGGGUCCUGCCGAGUGAAGGUAGUUGCAGCUGCUAAACAUCACACUGUUAUAGCAACAGAAGGUGGGGAAGUGUUCACUUGGGGAUCCAAUAGAGAGGGUCAGCUUGGUUAUACUUCUGUGGAUACCCAACCAACACCACGGCGAGUGAGUUCCCUUAAACCAAAAGUAAUUGCUGUUGCUGCUGCGAACAAACACACUGCUGUGGUUUCUGAAUCUGGUGAAGUUUUCACAUGGGGAUGCAACAAGGAGGGCCAGCUUGGUUAUGGUACCUCCAACUCCGCAUCAAACUACAUCCCAAGGGUGGUUGAAUCGGUGAAAUUCAAACGUAUGAUAGGAGUAUCAACAUCAAAGUAUCAUACAAUUGUAUUAGGUGAUGGAGAGGUGCAUACUUGGGGACAUAGACAAGUCAACCCAAGAAAAGUAGACAUUGCCAAGUGUAGGAACAGUGGGCCAGUUAAGUUUCAUUAUUUUGGACGAUCUAAAGUGGUUGCCAUAGCCGCAGGGAUGGUACAUAGUAUGGCUCUCACAGCCGAUGGUUCAGUAUUUUAUUGGAAUUCUGCCUAUCCAGAAAGAUGCCAACAGUUGUAUUCUCUCAGUGAGAGAAAUGUGGUCAGUAUUUCUGCGGGCAAAUUCUGGGCUGCUGCAGUUACAGAUACAGGUGAUGUUUACAUGUGGGAUGGAAGGAAAAGUAAGGAUGAACCUCCUGUUACGACCCGGCUGCAUGGUGUGAAGAGGGUUACUUCAGUUUCAGUUGGUGAAACACAUAUGUUGUUUGUUUGUGCUCUUUAUCACCCAUCUUUUCAUCCUAAAUUGGCUGAGAAACCUCAGGAGCCAAUUUUAGAGGUUACUGAUGAAUUAGAGGAGUUAGAUGAACAUUUUAUGUUCACUGAUACGGAAAAGGUGGAAAACAGGAAGAUGUCAUCCAUUGUGCGAAAGGGUGACCCAGAUGACACAUGUGCACCAAGCUUAAAAAGUCUUUGUGAAAAGGUGGCAGUGCAGGCUCUGGUGGAGCCAAAAAAUGCUAUACAGAUGCUUGAAAUUGCUGAUGCUUUGGGAGCAGAUGAACUGAGGAACCAUUGUGAGGAUAUGGCCAUUCGCAACCUAGACUACAUAUUUACUGUCUCUACACAGGCUGUGGCAAGUGCGUCACCUGAUGUUCUGGCUAAUCUGGAGAAACUAUUGGAUUCAAGGUCCUCUGAGCCGUGGAGUUACCGUAGGCUGCCAACCCCGACAGCUACUUUUCCUGUCGUCAUCAAUAGUGAAGAGGAGGACAACGAGAGCGAAUGCCUCAGGGUUCGUGCCAAUCCUUUGAAACACAUCUUAAAGAAUCAGGGGUACCAAGGAUCAGUCUACUUUCAACAGAAUAAAGAUGGUGCUAAUCCAUCUGUCCUAAAAGCAAUCCGUAAUCUGCGGAAGAAGUUGCAGCAGAUUGAGGUGCUUGAGAUAAAACAGUCUAAUGGCCACCUUCUUGACGAGCAGCAAAUUGCAAAACUACAAACAAAGCCGUUUCUUGAAAGUUCACUUGCUGAGUUUGGUGUCCCAGUUGAGACACAAGAGGAUGCUUCAUCUCCUAUGUUGCUGGAUGGGAAAGGGAAAAAGGUUGAUGUACCUAGAAAACAGAGGAGAAAGAGUAAACAGAAAAUGGCACAUGUGGAAGCUGCCUCUGGAAGCACUGGGACUGGUAUAGAGCCUGUCCCUGUAAAGGGUUUCUUGAGUGUUGAGAUCCCUCAAACUCCCGAGCAUAAGGAGGAUACAGAUUUUGAGGAGGCUGACAGCAGCCACAUCAUGGAAGUGUCUCCUUUAUAUAGUCUGAAGAAAGAAAAUCCUGACUCCCGCCAUGGCAAGAACCAGUUGCCUACCAUUUCUAAGAAGAAGAAAAAGAAAGGUGGUCUUUCAAUGUUCUUGAGUGGUGGCCUUGAUGAUGAUCGCAAACAUGCUGCUGCCCCGUCUCCAAUGCCCAAAAAUGAAGGCCCUGUAUGGGGUGGGGCGAAGAUUUUUAAAGGAUCCAGUUCACUGCGUGAGAUCCAGACUGAGCAGAGCAAAACAAAGGAAAGUCAGCCAAGUAGGGCGGGUAAGGAUAUGAGUGAAGAUCUUGUUGAUGGAAGAAGUGGUGGACAAAUCCGAUUGGGUUUGUUCAUGCCGGUGGGUACGGUAUCUAGCCCAAUAUCUGUGGGUUCUGCUCGUGCAUCACCAAUGUCUGAUGGAGAGAAAAGCACGCCCACCUGGGCUGCUGCAGGGACUUCUCCUAUAUUCUCCAGGCUAUCUCUUAGGGACAUUCAGCUGCAGCAGGAGAAAAACCAGCAUGCUCUUGCUCACAGCCCAAAAACUAGAACGGCUGGGUUCGCUGUCUCUUCUGGCCAGGGCUCUCCAUCAGACACUGCUAGCUCCAAUCGCUGGUUCAAACCAGAGGUUGAUACAACCUCAUCAAUCCGUUCAAUUCAGAUAGAGGAGAAGGCAAUGAAGGACCUCAAGCGCUUCUACAGCAGCGUUAAGUUGGUGAAAAAUCCUACCCAAGUCAUAUGAUCUCUAACCAGUAGAUGUAGUGAUUUUUAUUUUUGGGCCCAUGGUAUUCUUUUUGUGUUGUCUAUUCUCCCUUAGAUGUAAAUUUUCUGUACAGAUGAUCUGGUUGUACAUUCAACUGUCAUAAAGUAGGUUCAUCAUCAUCUUCU
Molecule: messenger RNA, 3839 nt
Organism: Telopea speciosissima
Lineage: Eukaryota; Viridiplantae; Streptophyta; Magnoliopsida; Proteales; Proteaceae
Exons: 10
Coding region: 442-3693 (1083 amino acids)
Molecular function (GO): protein binding
Source: RefSeq, a predicted model, not a curated record